AGUCGCACACUCGCACUGAGUCACUGACUCGCACAGUAUACGCGCGGAUGCGCAUACCGAUUGAUACCGAUUAUCCCGUGUAUCACCGAAGAGAUUGUUGCAAUUUAUUUUUUGAUCUCCCAGCAAUAAUGAAUGUGUGGAACAAUGUCUGUAAAACAGAGGAAGGGUUUCGGGAGAAGAAAAAUAUCUGCGUUUGCAACUACUAAAAAGUUGGGGUUAAUAACUCAGUGAUGAUGAGAAGGAUUAUCAUUGUCAUCUGCCGCUAUCUGCAACAAUGGAUCUAGUUUUCUGGCUUGUUGACUGAUUUGUGGACAAGAAAUAGUGCAUUUACAAAAUUUCUUGAAAUUUUUUCUGGAUAAGACUGGUCAAACGCUUGUUUUUGACAUCCUCGAUGACAGCAUCAGUGCAUCAGUGAAAAUUCAGCAAAAAUUCUGUGAUUGUCAACCGCGUGCAAAGAAAAUUUAAAACACUUUCAAAAUUCCUGUCCUUCGAUGGCUUGAAUUCACUCUCUGAAAAAUGUUCAACAUUAUGGGGACAUUAGUUAAUUUAGCUACUCUCGAAUAUGUUUGCAAAGGAGACAGUCAAAAUUUCUUUCUGAUCACUUGUAACGUUACUCGAAUUGCUUUUGUUAAUUUUUAAUAACGGAAAGUUACUGGGUCAGCGUAUCAAGAAUGAAUGUAAAAGUAAAAUAAUUAUAAACAAAAUACAGUUGUAGAGUAAAAGAGUUAGUAAAAAUUAGGAGAUUGAUAACAAGAGCUUUUGUGGGACUACCACACGCAUACAUAUGUAUAUGUAUAUGUACAAAUGUGUAUGUAUACAUAUAUUUUAAUAUUGUAUACUAUGUAUCAACAAGUAUUAAUCUCUUGGCUACGCUGUCCCUAUAGUUCUCGAGUGUUCUCCAAUUGUCAGCCCUGGUAAACGCGACGGGACAAGAGGGUGUCCAGCCAAUGGGAGAUGAAGUUCUCGUCGUCACGGCAACAGUGCUAUAAGCUUCUGACGUCAAAGCGUAUCGUAGUGACGUCAGAGAAAGCGCUACGUGAACGGGCAAGUGUGUUUACAGAAAAAUUGAACUUGAACCUGCUCGUAAACUUGAGUCUGUAGUGCACUUAUCGUUCGGAUUGUCGUUGAUCUCGAAUGAGUGAUCGGAUGGUCGGGCAGUGGCCAACGAUACUGACUUCCUAUAAGGUGCAACUGAUACCCAAAAGCCAUGAAACGCUAUGAUGAUGACGACGUAACGAGAGAUCUAAAUUUAAAUGCUUCAUCGAGCGAGUGCGUCGAGAUGCACGGCGGAGUGUUAUACCCGCGAGGGAACAAUACAAGUCGGGGAUAUGCCGGGGACUGGAUUGCAGAUCGCUCCGGCGCCGUGAAUCUUUAACACGUUUUCCCUCGCUGGACUCGUCUUGAAAAUUUCCUAGACGUCGAAGCGAACGAAGCCAUGUGUCAUCCGAUCGAUCGGCAUGGUUGACACUCGUGGAUUCUCGUACCGGCGAUUUUCGAGUGAUCACCGCGUUCUCCUCGCUCACGUUAAUCCCAAUAUUUUGGACAACGGUGAUGGAAAGGGGUGAGAGGGGGUGGACGGAAAGGACGAUGGGGAGAGGGAGAAGCGGCAUGGGCACGUGAAGAGGUCAAGGUAGGACAGGCAGGAGGGGGGAAUCGUUGCGAAGGUCGCCAGCAGCACCGGCGCACCACUGAACUUGUAAAAGCUGCGCUAUCUCGCGUGCUCCUGUCAGUUUGAUUUUGGAGCUCUUAGACGCCGGACCGACGCGACUUUCGUCGCGCGCACGCGAUCCACUCGGGACGCAUGACUGUCAAGGGUGAAAGAUUACGUCGCUGUUUUAAGCGAAUAACAAGAGGAAUUCGACACAGCAGCAGGUGCAAACUGCGACGAUAAAUACAGCGAAGAGUGACAACGUAUGCAUGGCACGACAACAGCUGCAUAGCGAAGAGCAAACUAGUACGAGCAAACAAAAUAAGAACAAAAACAAGAGGGAAUUAGGAAAUUAGAGGGACAGUGAACAAAAUAGAACGACUUAGAGCUGUUCACAGAGUACGUAAGCGCUUUCAACAUCAUGACGAUGAAACAAGAUACUUCUUUCCAAAGGAAGAAAAUCCAUUCGCAGUGCAAGGCGUUAACUUUCCUAGCGCGCUUCAAUGGCAAAAGAAGAAAAUUGUCUGGCUACAACAGCAAACCCGGUUGGCCCAAAGGAAGUGGAUGAUAGAUGAUGAAUCUGACGACGAUGAUCUGGAAAUGGAUGAUCUAGAGUUGAUGUUACCAUCAACGUCACAGUCCAAGAUGUUGUACGAAGAGUUCCAGGAUGCUGACAGUCAACUGAUUGGAGAGCCAAUUCCAUCAACAUCAGGCAAUUAUUUAGCUUCCAUUCAUCUAGCCUUCGCUGAAGAGGCAGAAGAGGAGGAGGAGGAGGAGGAGGAGGAAGAACCGGAAGAACCGGAAGAUGAAGACGAAGAGGACGAAGAACUUACCUUGGAGGAACAAAUAGAAAAUAUGAAGAGACUUAUAGAAUGCUUUAAGAGAAAUGUGGAUGGCUGGUUAGCCCUUCUGAAGGAAGAAAAAAAACUUACGAAGGAAGCCAAGGAAGCUUACUUACAGGAAUAUCAGGAAGGAGCGAAUUCAUUACAUCGAUUUCAAUGCAAGAAAAUUAAACUCGAACUUAAGCGGGAUAAAAUACAGGAAAUGGAGGAAUCAAAAAAGAAGGUGGAAGAACCUGAGAAAGAACCGUCUAUUAUAUAUGUAUGUCUUCCAGAAAAUCAACAUACUAUUAUAAGGGCACAGCGAGGAGUUACUUUAAGGGACGCAUUGACCAUACCUAUGCAACGUCGAAACUUGAUUCUGGAAAACUGUGCAGCUUUCAUUAAGCGCGAGGACGGUUCGAUGUUUAUGAACACAUGUGUUAUUUCUUGGGAUACAGAUACAUCGAGUUUGGAAGACAAAGAGGUGUUCGUGAAAACUUUGGAAACAGUUCCUAUUCCAGUGUUCCUGCCACAUGAGUUCGUGUAUAAUACAUUUUUGUUAGGUCAGUGCUCUGCCUGUAGAAACGCUAUCCUCUACGGAAUUAUUUGUAGGGCAUGCAAUCGAAAGUAUCAUACAAGAUGUAUGAAUUUUGCAUCUCUGCUUUGCGAACACGUAAAAAGACGAAGACCUUAUUACGAGAGAAUAUUGACUUGCAACGCGGAGACAGGAUUGGUCCAGAUUCCUCCGAGGCCGGCUCCCACACCUUCGACGUAUCCAGCAUAUUUAAAGAAACAACGCAUAAAGGAGGCAAUUGCUCGACUAAUGGAACCGCCUACACGUGAGAAGAGUGUUCAAGUAAAAAAAAAAUAUCUACGACGUGAAAGACUUCAAGUAUAUAAAACCAAGUUCGAGCGUCGCGAAAUGGACCGUGUGCAUCCGUUAAAAGAUGAUGCAGAAUCUUCCGACAGUCUUUUCAGCGAGGAUUCAGCUUACGAUAGAUUACUUAUAGACAAAGACAUUAUGUAUGAAAAGGACAUUACAACCGAGAAGGGCGCGUUCGGAACUGUGUAUAAAGCUCAGUGUCAUGGACCUGUGGCAGUGAAAAGAUUUAACACGGAAAAUCCCAAUGAACUGCAGAUCCAUAUGUUCAAAAACGAGGUGAACGUGAUACGGAAACUUUGUCAUCCGCAUGUGUUGAAAUACAGGGGCUGGGUUUCGAAACCUUACUUAGGGCUCGUGACACUCUGGUGCGACGGACAAACUCUGUACGAUCGGGUGCAUAACGAAGACGUCGAUUUACAUUUAAUUACAAUUAUGAUUAUUCUUAAACAAACGUCCGAAGGAAUGAGUUACCUGCAUUCCCGAAAUAUUCACCAUCGGGACUUGAAGAGUAAAAACAUAUUCCUUCAUGAAGGAAUUCAAGUGCAGAUCGGCGAUUUCGGACUUGCGGUAGUGAAGAAGAAGGAAGAGGAGAAGGACGACGAUUAUGAUUACCGAAGAUUCUGCGUGUACGAAGGCUUCGAUCCAAAAAUAAGGACUUUAAAAGUAGCAACUGAGGAUCUGAAGCCUAAAAAGUUUACAAUGAGCAAAGAGCAGAUAGAGGAAGAGGUGGAGAACAAGUUCGUUGGUACCGUCGGUUGGAUAGCACCUGAAGUAAUGCGAAUGAAAGAACUUUAUCCGUAUAGCUUUCAAUCUGACGUCUAUUCGUUUGGUAUAGUGAUAUACGAAUUAUUGGCCCGUGACUUACCGUUUGGUCGUAACGCCGAUAAAUUAUUUAUUGUAUAUAAUGUAGGACGUAGCGGUGCAACGCCUGACGAGACAAAAAUACGGGCUGACGUACCUAAAAGGCUCAAAAAACUUUACAAUCAGUGCAUCGAGUUUGAGAGAGAGAAGCGACCGUUGUUCUCCUAUAUUACGGAAGAAGUGUACAGUAUUUUCAAGGUUACACCGAAAACAACGAGAACGACUUCCUUUCCGUUGCAGAUUAGAGAACUACCGGAUACUUAUAUUGAAAAGGAUCCCCGUUGUCAGGACUUUAUCGACUCUGACCAUGACGCUGACUUUGACGCUAAAUUUAGAAGGGAAAACCCAGUCCUUAAAAUUCCAACUCCAACUGAAGAAGAAAAGGUUCGUAGGCUUAAGAUGGCUGUGAGACGGAACCAGGUUCUAGCUAGUAACGUUCGUUUUCUUCAAAUCUUCCAAAGAGAGGCCGAGGAAUCAAUUAGGGGACGUAGACGUAAAGGUCUACUGAAUUUUGGAUUUUUUAAAAGCAAGAAAUAGUCAACUAGCUAGAAUUGGAAUAAGAAUAGAUCACAUUCGUUAAUCGGGUUUACUGUAGAGAGCAAAAAUAUAUCGGAUUUAUAUGUAAUGAGUGGAACUGCACCAAGCUUUUCCCUCAUCUCGUACGUCUCGUUUCAACAAUUGGUUAGUUGGCCGAAAGAGAAAAGUUUAUCACAGGUGCGGUUCAAACUCACUAUAUCUGAAAAGAAUACAAGAAUUUUGCUCCAAUUGUGCAAGCCUUGCUGCGCCUCAGUGAUUGGCAGAUUGAGGAAAGAGAGAAGUCCAAUGCAAAUACAGCUCAAUCUCAUCUUAGAAUUAAUAAGAGCGGGUAAGCCUUUCGAAGAUUCCUUUCUAAAGCAAGUAAAGUACAUGUGAUCGGAAUGCGCAGUCUGUUUUUAUUACGGGUCUAGCAACAUAUAAGUUCGUUUUGUUACUUUAUUUUUUUUUUUAAGAAAAAAUUAGAAAAAAGUAAUCUUUGUAAAGAAGAAAUAUAUAUUAUGUAUGUGUAUAUAUUGACGCGUCUAUUGACUUUAUAUAAGCUCUGCGAACUGAGCAAUCUGGACUGAAUCGCAUCUAAACCAAUUAUCAUUAUAAAAUCCAUAAUCAACAUAAUGAAGAAUAAAUACGUAUGAAUUAAGUAUUAUAGCUCUUGUAUGCAGGAUGCGAAAAUGCUUGUCGCGCGACAGGAUUGAAAUGAUUUUUAUAUUUACUUUAAUUUUAUCUCCCUUAUAUGCUCACAUUUCAUUCUUCCUUCGUUUGUUAAGGUGCUGUAGUAUAUAUUUACUGUCAAGUAGAAUAAUUUGAUCUGGAAAUUUGGAAACAACGAUUAAUUUCUUCAGCCGCUACUCUGUUCUACUUUCUGACUAUAAACGGCCUAAAAUAACUGUAUUUGAUGUAUAAGAGUAGCAAGAGUAUUAAAAUAUACGUAUUAAAAUUUAACAAGAUGACUAAUUAUACGAGUUUCAAAAAAAUUUUUAUGAAAUUUUUAUCAUGAAUAAAAUAAAUAAAGGAAUCUUGCGUCUUCUAAAUUUAAUUAACUUAAAUGUCUCGCCAUCGUUUUAAGCCUAUGUUUUAAAGUUCAUCAUUCAAACAUGACAACGAGAAAAAAUAUGUGUGUAUGAUCUUUUAUAAUGUGUGUCAAUCUAUGUUUCAUUGUUAAAUAAUAUUUCAAACAAAGCGCGAGCGUGGCGUAACAGACAGCGCACUGGUUUUUGUUAUAUCAGAAGUCCCGGGUUCUCGAUUCUUGGUAGAACCAACAAAUUUUCGUACGCUCGCGUCUUCUCUCCGGCAAACCACCGAGAGUAUCUCUUUGCCUCGAAAAUCUCUCUCAAAAGACAAUUGCCGUUCGGAAUCGGCUUUAAACUGUAGGUCCCAUAUGCCUCUGUACAAUCAGCGUGCGCACCACAGGCAUAUGAAAAGAGAGUGGCCAAGGCUCGAUUUGGGCUGCAGUGCCAUCGAAUUCGAAUUCGAAUAUUUUAAAUAAAAUGUGCGUCCUUUCUUGUAUUACAACAGCAUUCGAAUCUUUAUGAUGUAAAAACUUAUCCAGUGCUGUUGUAACAUGUUAAUACGAAUUUGGAAUCGGUUUAGAAAAAAAAUAUAAAGAAUAUAAUGUAACUAUUAGUUACAUAUAAUGUAACUACUAUUACAUUGAGGAAAAUGUUGAAAUAUCUUGUUGAUAUAAUGAGAACAUUUUUCUGCGUGGCAACGGAAAAUUGUUCUUACAUCAUAUUUUAAAUCUCGCCCAUUCCAUUAGAAAAGAAUAAAAAUAUAGAAAAAGGAUAAAAUGUGCGUGUGUAUG
Wasmannia auropunctata (little fire ant) is the source of this 6548-nucleotide messenger RNA. RefSeq names its product serine/threonine-protein kinase B-raf (gene Raf). The transcript has 4 exons. The record is from RefSeq and is a predicted model, not a curated record. Gene Ontology annotation, molecular function: ATP binding; protein kinase activity. The coding region runs from base 2213 to 4750 and encodes 845 amino acids. NCBI's taxonomy places the organism in Eukaryota, Metazoa, Arthropoda, Insecta, Hymenoptera, Formicidae. Gene Ontology annotation, biological process: protein phosphorylation; signal transduction.